This is a messenger RNA of Archocentrus centrarchus (flier cichlid), 2803 nucleotides long. RefSeq names its product LysM, putative peptidoglycan-binding, domain containing 2 (gene lysmd2). The record is from RefSeq and is a predicted model, not a curated record. NCBI's taxonomy places the organism in Eukaryota, Metazoa, Chordata, Actinopteri, Cichliformes, Cichlidae. Bases 224 to 874 code for a protein of 216 amino acids. The transcript is spliced from 3 exons.
GUUCUGGACGUUUUUACGUCAAUGUAGCGGAUCAAUGACUAAAGAGAACUGUGAGGUUGUGUUACCCUAAACAUGUCUCUUUCCCCCCCGGGCUGUAUGCUCCAUAUGACCCGGGAUGGGACUCUCCCCGCAGCGUAAAUCAGCGAUUUAGUUUACUGCAGCGUCGCAGCUGGAGCGGUAAAACAAACAGAGGCGUUCGGGCUGUUUAUUUAUUCAAGAGAAGAUGGCGGAGUUCUCGCCCGUCCUGCCGAUGCGGGAUGGAGGAGGACGAUUUGCCCAACCCAUCUUCCCUCGGUCCAGGUCCGGUUCCGAGUCAGAAAGUGAACUGUCCCAGAGUCUGGCCCGGACCAAGAUCCGCUCGUACGGAAGCACAGCCAGCGUCACGGCCUCCCUGGGGGAGAAAUACAUAGAGCAUCGGGUUACAGACAGCGAUACUCUGCAGGGGAUUGCUCUCAAAUACGGUGUCACGAUGGAGCAAAUCAAGAGAGCCAAUAAGCUGUUCAGCAAUGACUGCAUCUUCUUGAGGAACAGCCUCAACAUCCCAGUGGUGUCAGAGAAGCGCUUCAUAUUUAAUGGACUGUCUCUCGAGUCUCCUGAUGGGGAUGGUGAGGCAGCAAGUCAGGAGGCAGAGGCACCUUGCAUUAUCACACAAGAUAUUGAGGGACCCUCACCGCCCCCUUCCCCACCCCGCGAGGACUCCAAACCUCCCCAGCCUCAGCCUCAGCCUGAGGAGCUGUCAGCCAAAGACUUCUUACACAGACUGGACUUGCAAAUUAAACAGUCAAAACAGGCUGCGCGCAGGCUGAAAGAAGAGGAAGUGAGGAGCAAUGAGGAGAAUUACACGGCCCCCACGACGUCAUACCAGGAGAUCUGAAGAGCAGUCUGUUUACCCAAAGUCUCAGACACACUUGCCCAUGCACACACCACCACGACCUUGUUGCUUUUUUCUUUUACCUUUUCAUGUUUACCAAACCAUGUUCAACAAGUGUCAUGUUUGCCUUUUAUUUGCAGUUAUUAUGAUGCAUAUUACAAGCCUGUUUCCAAGAGAGUUGCAGUGCUGUGUAGAAUGUAUGUGUAUAAACCAAAUGCAACAAUAUAAAACUCAUGUUUAAUUGAGAACAGGACACAGACAAAACUUUUUGCUCCAGUAGAUGCUCAGUGUGAUUCAUGCCAAGAACUGAUUCAUGAUGGAACUGCUAACAGCUAUCCAUCCAUCCUUUUUCCUUUCACUUACGCAGUUCAGGGUCACAAGGGGGUGGAGCCUAUCCUAGCUGUCAUAGGGCAAAAGGCAGCACACACUCUGGAGAGGUUGCCAGCCUAUCACAGGGCAAACACAGAGAGACAGGCAACCAUUCACACUCACACCUACGGGAGGAAGCUGGAGGACCAUCUUGCUGUGAGUGCUAACCACUGCGCAGCUGUGCUGGCCUGCUAACAACUUAUUACAUUAAAUGGGAACAGGACCCCAGUGUGUCUUUCAGAAGUGAAUAUGUGGAGCUUUUCACCACUCUGUCACUCAUAUCUAUGGAAGCUUGUUUCUGCUGAUGGAAGAAAAAAAAAAGUUGCCAUCCAUAAGUCAAAAUUUCAGGGUAUUAUUUUAAAAAAUUUGGGCAGCAUUGUGCAGCAGCAGUGGUUAGCGCUGUUGCCUUACAGCAAGAAGGUCCUCGUUUUUAAUUCACCAUCUGGCUGGGGCCUGUGUGGAGUUUUGUUUGUUCUCCUCAUGUCUGCGUGGGUACUCUCCGGGUACUCCAGCUUCCUCUUGCAGUCCACAGACAUGCAGUUAGUGGGGUUAGGUUAAUCUGUGAUUCAAAGUUCCCCAUAGGUGUGACUGUAAGUGCGAAUGGUUGUCUGCCUCUCUAGGCUCUAGCCCCCCUGUGACCCCGAAAUCGAUAAGCAGAAGAAAAUAGAUGGAUGGAGAAAUUUCAAUGGAAACAAGCUUCCUAUUUAUCCGCUGCCAUGUAUCUUUUUUGGGGAAGGCCUAAGCAAAGACAAUACCAGACCACAUUCUGCACAUAUUCCCAACAGCAUAGCUCUGGAGAGUCUGGGUGCUAAACACCCACUGAAAGCUUGUGACACAUUACAAAUCAAAAUCUCUCAAAGGACGCUCCAAACUGUUAAGGAGGUGAUACAACACACUGAGAGACCUUCGCCUGACUCAGCUUUUUAACAUGUUGCUGGCAGCAAAUUUAAAAUGAGCAUAUAUUUAUUUAUUUAUUUAUUUUUCAUUUGCAUUUUACACAGCACACCACCUUCUUUUGGAAGCGGGGUUAAAUUAUUUUUGUAGUUUCACUGGGUAGCUGCAUCUACAGGAGUAUCUAAGCAUCCACGUAUAUUCUUGCAAAGCUGCUGUACAGAACCCACCUGCUGAAUAUAUUCUCUCACACACACACACACACACACACACACACACACACACACACACACACACACACACACACACACACACACACACACACACACAGGGCGCUACGCAAUGCCAGAAGGAUUAGCUUGUUAGACUUGCUAACCGCUUCUGAUGUUCUAAAUCUCCUCCUAGAACAGGAUCAUCGGAAAGUAUAUUCAGGCCUUCCUCAUCAGUGUUUACUCGGUACGAGCUCACCCCAAACGGAGGCGGCGGAUGGACUCAUGCCUUUGAAUGCCGUUCCAUUUGCCCUGUUUGGGAGCAAAAGGGACUGCUCUUAUUAUUUUAUUUUGUGAGUGUGACUAUAUUAUUUAUGUGUGGAGAACUGUCUGUAACAGUUUUAUUGUGCUUUUAAAUUCUGUUGGUUUUAUUUGGAAAUAAUAAAUGGAUAUUUAAGCCAGA